AUGAGAAACCAACAUUGCAACGUUGUCAUCCGGGGCGGGCCGCCCCCUCGCAGCAAGACGGCGCUGGCCGCGCGACGCGGCAACGCCGCGAGCGCUCGGGAGCAGCUCCCAUCGCGGGGCCCGCCUCCCCCCGGCGCUCCGGCGGCGCUCCCCCUCCCGCACGCGCUCCGUCCCGGGGCGGCGCGUGGCCCGCCCGGAGCGGCAGUGAGCGAGCGGCGGAGCGCGCGCGCGCCCGCGUCCACCGCCAUGGACCCCGUCAGAGUCACGUACCUGCCGCCGCGGCGCACCUACUCCUUCAACGCGCAGUGGGAGCACGACUUCCUGUUCGUGCAGGGCACGUCGGGCGCGCUGUGCCUUGUGUGCGGCACCGUCGUCACGUCCGUGCGCAAGUUCAACGUGGAGCGCCACUACAAGUCGGCGCACGCCAGGGAGUACGCGGCCGUCACGGGUGACGACCGCGUCAACCUCGUCAACGUGCUCAAGGAGGACCUCACGCACCAGCAGGCCGCGAGCAGCGUCGCCAGCGCCGGCGCGCCCGCCGCCUCCCACUCCGCCUCCGCCCCCGCUGCGGGCGGCGAGGGGCUGCCCAACGGCGCCAGCAAGCGCGCCAAGCUGCACGUCAAGAGCGAGCCGCCGGACUUCGAGGCCGAGGACGACGCGGUGCUGGACGCGUCCGCCGCCGCGGCCGUCGCGGCCUCCUACCCGGCCGCCGCCGUGUACUCGCCGGGGGCGGGGGCGGCGUGCCUGGCGCCCGACGACGACGAGUUCGCCGUGGUGGGGCGGCGCCUGGCCUUCCAGCUGCGCGCCAUGCGCGAGGACCAGCGCCUGCUCGCCGAGAAGAUCAUCGGCGAC
Messenger RNA from Gryllus bimaculatus (two-spotted cricket), 852 nucleotides. The record is from the annotation of a GenBank genome assembly. NCBI's taxonomy places the organism in Eukaryota, Metazoa, Arthropoda, Insecta, Orthoptera, Gryllidae.